Messenger RNA from Planococcus citri (citrus mealybug), 2917 nucleotides. It is a transcript of the gene frtz, whose product is annotated as WD repeat-containing and planar cell polarity effector protein fritz. NCBI's taxonomy places the organism in Eukaryota, Metazoa, Arthropoda, Insecta, Hemiptera, Pseudococcidae. Gene Ontology annotation, biological process: nervous system development; establishment of protein localization; cilium organization. The record is from RefSeq and is a predicted model, not a curated record. Gene Ontology annotation, cellular component: axonemal basal plate. The transcript has 11 exons. Gene Ontology annotation, molecular function: protein binding. Bases 321 to 2675 code for a protein of 784 amino acids.
GAAGCUCGCGAUUGGACCAUGGACGAUCAAAAAUGUCAACAUCAACAAGAAUAAUUAAAAAAUUUUAACAACAACAUCGAUAACUCAAAUCAAAUUUUCCCUAAAAAUGGAAAUUAAAGUGCUUUACUUUCGAAUUUUCUCAAAAUCAAUGUUUUUAUAAUGGAACCAAUUACCUAACUUUUAAUGCGAGCGUAAGUACAUCUCCUUUCACACGCUAAUCUUUCGGUAAAUGAGUAACAUUUGAAACGUUGGCAAAACACUAUCGAAAUUUUGAAGAUUCUAUUCAAGAACAAGAUAAGAGAGUAACAUGCCCAUGAGUGAUGUUAUCUUUAUUAUUUGAAAUACAUUUCUGGACUCUUAACGAUGAAAUAUACGUCAGCAAUAAUGAUUUCGGUGCAUUCAGAUAUCAUGACAAGAAAGAAACCACCAAAUCGUUGUCGUAUGAAAAGAAGAAAUCUUUCGCUCAGUCCAGAAACUACCAAUGGACAGUAUCCAAUAAAAGACCGUAUAAGUUAAAGCAACAUCUAAGGGAACUAGAAGAUCACGUAGAAUCGCAAAGGAUUGUUCGUAUUAAAUGGCUUCGCGAAGACACUGUGGUUUUAUUUUUCAAUUCGGGAGUCGUAGCUUACGUCAGUAUCGACGUAUGUAGCGGCGAUAUUGUGAAUUUGAGCUUCGAUAAAUUUUCCAAAGAUAAAUUACUCUCUGUACAUAUUUCCGAUAUUUUUAUGACCAAUGUGUUUUCUAUAUGCUGUUACAACGAUCCUCAAAUGACCUUAAUUUAUUACUCGAAACCUCAGUUCAAGAAGUUGUUCAAGAAAUUGAACGAAUUAGAGCCUAAGUUCACGUCAGUCAAUUUACCCGGACCGAAUGGCCGAAGAUUGCCGAGAAAAUUAUGUUCUAAUAAGACAGGAGAUGUGAUCGCUGUUUGGUGGAAGUACUCGGAAAAUGAUGUGUUUCCUUGGAGCCCUUUGGUUAAAGACGUUGAUCGAGCUAACGUUCACGUUUAUUCGGUUUCAGGUUGUAAAAUGGAAGUGUUAUGUUAUCAUCGUACAGAAUUUGAUCUGCUUUGCGUUGCUUUUAGUUCGGUAGAAUCUAAUAUUUUGUUUAUCGUUGAGCAAAGAAUAUCUCGAGAGGGUAACAUAAGCGUAGAAAGCAGCACCUACGAGAUAAUAAAAUGCUCCCGACUGCAGCGAGUCGGCAUCGUUUCAAUUUCUCUUCAAAGUAACGCAUGUUGCGUUGAAUUCAGUCCAGAUCGGAGUAAUUUACUUCUAGGCUGCGUUGACGGAUCAGUCGUACUGUAUAAUCAAACCAGAGCUUUAACUCAUAUCGUUCGAACAGCCUUCGUACCAUCGAUAGUGAGAUGGCACGCGGAUGGUUAUCUUGCGGCUGUAGCCAGCGAUCGAGGUCGACUGCAAUGUUUCGAUUUCGCAUUAAGCUGCGUUAAAAUGCAAUCAAUCAGCGAAGAUGUAACUCCUAGCAACGUGAUCGAUUUAUCCGUGUAUUUUACUCAAAUGGUUCAGUCUCAGAAUACUCCGAUGUUGGUCCAAAUGGAAUGGAAUGCCAAAGGGAAAGAUGGCGAUGCUUGUACCGAUGAUAGUUUUUUGUUGAUGACUUUCAGCGGUGGUCCACUGGUUAUGUUAAGGGUGCUAGGUGCUUCUACUGUUACACCUGUUGUUUUGAUGACUCAGUACUUGAACGCUAAUCAAGUCGAUAAAGCGAUUAAUUUACUGCUGGCAAUGGAUUGGGAUACGAAUCCAAGCACGUGUUUAUCAUUGCUGAAGAAAUUAUCGAAUUACAUUUUUGUCUCAUCUUUAUCUAAUCCGUCCGAAAAAUAUGCUCAAUUGCAAAUGGCGCUGGGGAGCUUUUAUUUUCCAGUUCGGCCUAUAAAUCAUUCGACCGAAGUAGAAUUUUACAAACCUGUGCGCAAUAUCUCGAGAAGACUGUUUCAUUAUUUACUUAGGUACGACAUGAGUGAUCUCGCAUUCAACAUUGCCGUUUAUUUAAACGAACACGAUUUAUUCAUGGAUCUGUACUAUUACGCGAAAUCAGUAGAUAGUGUUUCACUGGCAGCCUCAGCUUGGCAAAAAGCUGAGCAGAUUUUGGUCGAAGAAUCAGCUGCCAACGUUAGCUGUUCGAAUUCGGAAGACUGCUGUUCUUGUUCCGGAUCAUCAUCGGAAAGUGAUAAUUGUAGUUUUCUCGAAAUCAAUGACGAUCAGUCCAAUCAUCGGAUACCAGUACCUGGCUCAAAUGCGAUUGUCAAACCUCCUGUGAUUCGUACCUCGUUCGCUUCGGUUUCUCGAUUAACUAACUCGAAUCCUUUGAAUGUUCAGACUUCCACGACUGAUCACAAUCCUCUUAUGGCUCCUAAUACUAGUAGAAAUUCUCAUCAGUCAAUGGAGAACGUUCAAUCGAGUAAACAGAAGGUCAAGUUUUCUGAUGUGAUUACGAAGAUAACGUUACCCGAAGAUCAAGAUGAUCGUAACACGAAUUCGAAUUCAAAUGGCGUUACCCAAACGCAGAAUAUCUUGAAGAAUUUUUACAUUUCGCCUAAUUCCAAUUUACACAGAAAUAUACCGAGUGAAAUAGCUCAAGAAUUAUUAAAACAGUCGAAUUCGCCAGAUAAUAAAAUUUCCGAAAGUAAAACCAUUAAAGUUGUACAUUUAGGAGUUGUGUGAGUGAAUCCGUCCUAAUCUACAUAGAUUACCUAUUAAGCAUUUUGUAAAUAUUUUGCUACAAAUUGUAAAUUUUUACUGAUUUUUUUAUACGUUACAGUAUUAUUGACAAAUCGUUGAGCCACUACGAGUGCCAUUUUUAAUUGUUACAUUUUUUAUAAGUUUUGCAAUUUUGUACAGUGUGGUUUUUCUUUUUUACAAAUGUAUCACGUCUUUUUUACAUUGAAAUAAAUUUUUUUUAUUUA